Molecule: messenger RNA, 2145 nt
Organism: Tribolium madens (black flour beetle)
Lineage: Eukaryota; Metazoa; Arthropoda; Insecta; Coleoptera; Tenebrionidae
Exons: 6
Coding region: 140-1909 (589 amino acids)
Source: RefSeq, a predicted model, not a curated record
UAAUAUCUAUAAAAGAAGUGGGUCAUCAACAGUGCAAUUGCUUGAAGUGAGAGUGAAGAGUUUACAGUGAACGGCUUACGGUGUCUUCGACUACCACGAGUGUAUAUGUGAGUGUGACCUGGACCUAGACUUUGCCAUUAUGAAGAUAGCGUUUCUACUGGCCUAUGCAAUACUAACUACAAAGAAGGUCAGGAGUGCCGCAAUUCAAGCCCCCGAAGACUUAAUCCCCUUAGAAGAUAUCACAGACGGGGACCGAAAAACUUUAGAAUUUUUAAACCAUUAUUUUCCUCCAAGACCUAAGAGGUCAGGUGAAGACGCCUUGAACCAUUUGAAAGCUUCCCUAAGUCAGGGCAUUAAAUCGAAAUUGGGACUAAUAGCCAAGAGUUCAGCUUCAGCAAGCGCUCAUUUUAGUCGAAGUAGCAGCAGCGGYCAUGCACAYCACCAUCAUCAUUAUCACCACGAUGAACACCCGGAAUUCUAUGACCACAAGCAGUUCGACUUUUGGACUUUGAAGAAAUCCAUUUUGAACACUCUUCUCCAAGCGGUGAAAGCCAUAAAGGGCGGUGUGAUAGCCAUAAAAGGGCAACUGAUAAAGGGAAGCGGUUACCUCGUCUCAGCAAAGGGCAAGUUAUUAAGUGCCAAAGGGGAAGCUAUAACAAACUUAGGCAAGAACAUUGCCACUUCGGCUAUUCUAAGCCCWACCCAUGGUCAUUCAGACGACCACGGCCACUACCAYCACAGCGACCCUGAGGAGUAUGGAUCCCCGUCGGCCCCAGGGCCUCAAUACGAGGUUCCCGAACAUCACUACCAUCACCACUCGCAUCAUGAAGACAAACCGGACGCCGACCACGCUGGUAUCUUAAUCCUGAAGAAGAUCCCAAAGCACGAACACGAACAUUCCGACCAUCUACCCGUCGAACACAAAAUACCUGAAUUCAAACCAAUCGGCCAUUCGGGACCUGGUCUUGGAGAAAUCAUCGGGAAAUUCUUCUCCGCUUCCACUUCCCUAAAACCGGGAGAACCCGCUCCUUUCGGUGAUCAUUACGAUCAUGAUCAUCAUCACGAACAUUAUCAUUCUGAUCACGWACACGAUCACCACCACCAUGACGAGCAUUACCACCCCGAUCACUCUAGUCACUCAUCCCAUACAGAGUAUCACCACGAAACUCACCCUUCUAGUCACGACGACGAGCACCACUCUGAUGCUGGUGAUCAACCUUCCAGCCAUUACGGGAGCCCCUUCGAAGAAGCUCCCGCUUACCUAAACAUAGAGGAGUAUGCUUCUGAGUCUAAAAAACAAGCGCAGACUGUUACACAAGCCCCGACUGCUGAACCACAAAAAUUACAAGUCUCCCAACAACCACAAACUCCUAUUAAAUAUGACGAAAUUAGGCCACUACCAACAGCUUUUGCCAAUACUGACCCUCAGGGUGUUAAAUAUGACGAAGUUAGGCCUUUAUCCGCCUUUUCCAACACUGGAAUUGACACCUCUUACCUCCUAAACAAUGACAAUAAACCAAAUUUGUUUGUUGGGUCUUAUUCAAAUAAACCAAAUACGGCUUUUCCCCCAUAUGGCCAACAAGUCAAGCCAACUGCUGUAGCUGUUGACACUACAUCAUUGCAGUUUGGUGGUUUUCCCGGUGUUUUCCCAACCAGUGAUAUCAAGUACUUGGCACCUCCGGGUGUUGGACCACAAGUUUUUCCCAGUGGUGUACAAAGAUAUCCGCAAAGUGUUAAGUAUCAAGGUUUGCUCGAUAGUUUUCCAUCGCCGUCUCAAAAAACUCCCUUAAAACGGCCCACGCGUAGUAAACACCACCACCACAGCCGUAAAAGACCUGUACUACCCUCUCCUGAGUUUAUGAAAGCACUUAUGUACAAAGUGGGGCAUGACGGACCAAAGAGAUUAUAGACUGACGAACUGACUGUAYUUGCAGGUUACUACAACUACUACGAACACUUUGACCCGUAUUUCUGACAAAGACGAACCAGGAAUUUUUGUAAAUAUUUCUAACACUGCUAUAAAUCAAUUUAGGUACCUCUGUAGACUUCCCAUCUACGUGUCUUCUUAUUUAUUGUUGUACCUAAUGUAAAAUGUAAGGCAUAUUUUGUAAAAUGUUAAUAUUAAUAAAUAAAAUAAAAAUAAAA